Alligator sinensis (Chinese alligator) is the source of this 6126-nucleotide messenger RNA. It is a transcript of the gene GYS2, whose product is annotated as glycogen synthase 2. Gene Ontology annotation, cellular component: cytoplasm. Bases 3940 to 5922 code for a protein of 660 amino acids. Gene Ontology annotation, biological process: glycogen biosynthetic process. The record is from RefSeq and is a predicted model, not a curated record. NCBI's taxonomy places the organism in Eukaryota, Metazoa, Chordata, Crocodylia, Alligatoridae. Gene Ontology annotation, molecular function: alpha-1,4-glucan glucosyltransferase (UDP-glucose donor) activity. The transcript is spliced from 17 exons.
GAUUCAGCCAAAUCAAAUCAGGACAGUGAUUCGAAUCACCGAAUUGAAUCACUGUCCCCUGAAUCGGCUGAAUCCAAAGCGAAUACUAGCCACUUUGCGCAGGCCUACUAUUUUACUGAGUGUUAGAGCACCACAACAAAAGCCAUACUAACACACUAAUGUGCAGUAAAUUAGGCUACUGUGCAUUAAGCAUCAAUAAAAAGGCAUACACUUUUGCUACUGUGUCUUAGGGAAGCCCAAUGCACAUUUAGUUAGUACCAUACAUUAGAAUUACUAUCUGUAACGUGCAGUAACAAAAGCUCAUUAAUGAAUGUGUAGAGGCACCCUGUAUCUCAAGGUUUCAGGCUGAGGAAUAUACACUGUACUGCCUGGCCCUAUCAAUGUCAGUGAUAAAACUUCUAUUGAAUUUAGGGGUGCCAGGACCUUUCUAAAUCUACCCUAAGCAGUCAUGGGAUGAAUUGCUGACACUAUAUUACAGAGCUGCCCAAUUAAAUGCCUUUAUUCUAGGAGUUGGUUCUCUGUCAGAGUGGAUGAGCUGCCAGGUAAUAAUUAACUUAGAUAUUCCAUAGAGGGUCCAUUGAAGAGUUCAUCUUCAAAAGGCUGCAAUUUACUCAUUGUCUGUGAAUAAUUUAUGGGGAGACAUAAAAAAACAAUGCACAAUCCAUCACAGGUGGUGGAAAAGCAAAAUAAACUUCCUGAGUAAAUAUUUUCUUAUACUUUUUCCCCUUAAAAUCUCUUCUGACAUUUUGAAGAUCUGUUUAGAUUCAGCAGUUAAGGUCAUGAAGUGACCUGAAUUAGUCUGAGAGAAUGCUGGUGACUUGCCCUUUCUGAAAGGUAAUAUUGAAUCAGCAUUAAUUUUCUUUUUCUGUAAUUCAUUCUGUAUCCACUAAUUCUUUUUUGUUCUGUAACUCAAAAUAUAGUCAGUGCUUAUAUAACAGGUGCAAUAUGAGAAGCCAAGGCAGAUAAAGUUAGACAGAUGGAUCUUUUAUGGCCAGUUUUCAAAGCUUGGAGACUGGAGUUAGGCAUCUAAAUAAAAGCAGUCUGAUUUUUUCCAAACCGCUGAUUGCUGAACAGCUCCUGUUGCUUUCACUGGAAGUUAUAUCUAUUCUGCUCUCCCUCUGAAAUCAGGACGCCUCCAUUUUGGUGUCUAAACAUUUCUCUCGGGUCUUGGUAACUAGGAUUGAACAGUUAGCCUAGAAGUUGCAUAAUUAAAAUUUCUUCAUCUCACGUUUGUUCCACUGUAAAUUUUCACCAUCUUAUUUAUUUUAGAAUGAAAAAAUGAGAAGUGAUUGCUUUUUUUGGCCACUUUUAUAAAUCCCAUAUAUGAGUAGAAAGGUAGUUUGCUGUAUUAGAAGUCAGGCAGAAGGCAAGGCAGGGUAGCAUCUUACUAACAGAUUCAAAGUGGCAUAAGCACUCAUAAAUAACAGUCUACUUCACAGCAUCUGACAAAGUAGCCUGUUGCCAAUGAAAGCUUAAACCUUUUUGAUUUAAUCACUAAGGUGCUGCCCAGUUCUGCCUUUUGCCAGUUUUCCUUUAGUAAUAACCAUGUCAUUUCUUGCAGGAGAAAAAAUAGCCAUGGUUUUAGAAUGGAUAAAAACCAUAAAGAAAAUUAACCAAUGAAUUCUCUUAGGACUUAAUGCAGACUCUGAAGUCAGUAGAGAAUGGUUCCUGUGGAUAGUCAGGCAUGUGCUUAAUUUAAAGUAUGUGCUUAUGUAUUGUUUAUUGUGACUCAGAACGUGCUUUGUUGAACACUGAUCAACUUAAGGAUGCAGUUGAUCUACGCUGAUCUAUCACCUGAUAUUUUAGUUUUUUCUAAAGUCAGUGACAUGCCACAGGCUUAGUAAGGGGGAAUGCCCCUUUCCUCCCUGAAUAUUUGGAUUUACAAAAUAUUCUCUCAAGACACAAAUUAAAUGCUUAUUUGCAGAAAGAGAAGUGAAACGAUGCACCCCCACAGAAAGAGCUGAAGAUAAACUUGUUGAAGCUCAAAGGGCUGUCAGCCUUGAUAACAGUUUCUGAGUAGACCAUACCAGAUAAAAGAGCCAUAAAGCAGCUGGUGCUGCUCCUGGUCAAAUAGAAAAAGACCAAAAACUCCCUUCGAGGAAAGAGAAAUUAAAAAAAAAAAAGAGAGAGAGAGAAAUAAAAAGAUUGAGAGUGGGAGGAUAUUUAGAAAGGAAAAUUUCCAUAAUAUAAAGGCAGUACAAAUUCAGUCACUUAUUAUUGUGAUUAACAUUUGCAGAGAUGGAAGAAGGCAACAGGUAAAGUCACAAAACUGAAAAAUCCUCAAGGGUUUAUAAAUAUAAUACAAACAUUUUGCUAAGCUAAAUAAAUAAAAGAAGCUAGGUACCCCCAAUAGAGAAGGCAGGCUCACCAACGUUGCACUGGCAUUAGAUUUACAUUUUCCUUGCUCAAUUACAAUUCUGUCAGACAUCAACUGAAAAAUGGUAUAUCAGUAUCUCUAGUACCUGCAUAUCCUAAUUUUAUGAAGUAUCCAGUGAUUUUUUUUUUUCUUGUCUCAAGUUCUGGGUGCCCAACUUGAGACACGUUAAAGGGUGCUGGUUUUCAAAACAUGCUGAGUAAGCACUCAUCCUUUGAGUCCUGAGCCCUUUUUGGGUGUCUCUAGGUAGGUAACCAAAACAUUUAUGGCACCCGAAAUCAUUAGUCACUUUUGCCAACAUUUGGUUUAGUUUGAACUUUAAUGGGGGUAGUAACAUUUUGAGGCUUUUCAAAGAAAUGAGAUCUCAUUUGCUGGCCAAGGUUUCCCAAAGCAAAACCUGAAAGGGUUAAAGUUAAACUUUCUCCCAGUGAAUUGGAUUACCUGGCAUGAAAUUCUCUUGCCUCCCAUAGGUAGACAAGGUUCUUUGGGUAAAUCUGAUAUCAUUUAUUAGACCAACUCAAUUCUUGGUUUACAUAACACUGACUGGAUAUUUUGUAUCUGGGGCACUACACAAAUCACGGUUACACUGAGAAAACACAACAUAAGCAGGUAAAACUUAAGAUAUCACAUGCAUGUACAUAUAUAUUUCACACACAUGCACAACACUCAUUUCUAAUCUCCUGCAGGAGAUUUAUCUUAUUGGAAAUUCCAUUACACUCGAUCAGAAUGCCAUUGCUGUGUUUUCUUCCUUCAUAUUCAUAUUUAUACUGGUCUUCCUAGUUUCUACUCGAGGGCUGUUAACCCAGUGAUCAAAGCAUACACCUAAGUCCAAGGGAACAACCUGUUAUUUCUACCACAGUGUGUCAGUUAGUUCAAUGAAGGUUUUUCAGAAAGUGUUAACCCUUGACCCCACCAAUGUGAGAAUAAGAUCCAAAUGUCCUAAGGAACUAUGACAAGCAAUGAUUUUGAUUUUUAUGAAUUAGUUCCAGUGGACUUUUAUUAUAUCUAAACAAAGAAUAGUAAUUUAUUCUGAGAAAUAUAUGACCAUAUUAUCACAUAAAUACCAAUUUUUCUGGUAUACAACAUAUACCCCGCUCCAAAAAAUAGAUGCUGGAAAUUGGGAUACACAUUAUAAGUAAGGAAAUAUAGCAGUCACCAUUUCUGCCACUUACGUUUCUGCCAGGCAAAAGGAAAAGUAAUUCUACAUACAAUCCACAGGCAGCAGAACAAUGAAUAAACUUGGCUCCCUAGCUACUGCUAUUCAGUUACUUAAUACAAGGUUCAUUCUAUCUUGCAGAAACAAGUUGCAUAUCUUAUUCUAGGCACGUUUUAUGUGAGAAAGUAUGGUAUAUGAAAGAUAUCUUUGUUUACUUCAUCCAGGAAUGUCCAACUUCUAAGUGGCUGGGGACCACAUGCCCCAGGGCUGCAUGCCAUGAGGGCUUUACUAGCAAGGACCACAGCCUCCAGGCUGUGCACCAUGUACCUAUGCAGUUGGUGGCAUCUAUACUGUGAUCCAGACCAAAGCCAGAAUUACAGCAGAUGAAUGGGGUGAAAACUACUUUCUGAUGGGUCCCUAUUUUGAACAUAAUGUGAAGACUCAAGUAGAAGUAUGUGAGCCUCUCAACCCGGCUAUUAAAAAGGCAGUGGAAACAAUGAAAGGCCAAGGGUGUCAGGUCUUUUUUGGAAGAUGGCUGAUAGAAGGCAGCCCAUAUGUUGUACUGUUUGAUAUAGCAUCCGCAGCUUGGAAUCUGGACAGAUGGAAAGGAGAAUUCUGGGAUGCAAGCAACAUAGGAAUCCCUUUCCAGGACAGAGAGGCCAAUGAUGCUGUGAUCUUUGGAUCAUUAACAGCCUGGUUCUUAAAAGAGAUCUCCAGUCAAAUUGAUGACAAGCCUAACAUAAUUGCUCACUUUCAUGAAUGGCAAGCAGGGGUUGGUAUAAUCCUCACUCGAUUUAGGAAACUUCCUGUUGCCACAAUCUUUACUACCCAUGCCACACUGCUCGGGAGAUACCUGUGUGCAGCAAACAUAGAUUUCUACAACAAUCUUGACCAGCAUGAAGAAAGCCGCUGCUGCCAAACACUGCUGAAACCCCACAUGAAUGGGCUGGAUCCAAAGUUUGAUAUAGACAAAGAAGCAGGAGAGAGACAGAUUUAUCAUCGGUACUGCAUGGAACGAGCCUCAGUACAUUGUGCCCAUGUGUUCACCACAGUCUCUCAGAUAACAGCCACAGAAGCAGAACAUAUGCUGAAGAGAAAUGCUGAUGUUGUCACCCCAAAUGGUUUGAACAUUAAGAAAUUUUCAGCAACACAUGAGUUUCAGAACUUACACAUCAUGUACAAAGCUAGGAUCCAAGAGUUUAUUCGUGGUCAUUUCUAUGGUCAUCUUGACUUCAACCUUGAAAAUACUUUAUUUUUCUUCAUUGCUGGGAGAUAUGAGUUUUCCAACAAAGGAGCUGAUAUAUUUCUAGAGGCCUUAUCCAGGUUAAACUUCUUGCUGAGGGUGCACAAAAGUGACACCACAGUUGUAGUGUUCUUCAUAAUGCCUGCAAAAACAAAUAAUUUCAAUGUGGAAACGUUAAAGGGGCAAGCAGUCCGCAAGCAGCUAUGGGACACUGCACAAUCUGUGAAAGAAAAAUUUGGAAAGAAACUUUACGAUGCACUCUUAAGAGGAGAAAUUCCAGACUUGAACAAGAUCCUUGAUCGGGAUGACAUAACCAUAAUGAAAAGAGCCAUCUUUGCAACUCAGAGACAGACACUACCUCCAGUGACCACCCACAACAUGCUUGAUGAUAGCAAUGAUCCCAUUCUCAAUACCAUUCGGCGCAUUGGACUCUUCAACAACCGCACUGACAGAGUCAAGGUAAUAUUACACCCAGAGUUCCUUUCUUCAGCAAGUCCAUUAUUACCUAUGGACUAUGAAGAGUUUGUCAGAGGCUGCCAUCUGGGAGUGUUUCCAUCUUACUAUGAACCCUGGGGUUAUACACCAGCGGAAUGUACUGUGAUGGGCAUUCCUAGUGUGACCACAAACCUUUCGGGAUUUGGGUGUUUCAUGCGGGAGCAUGUAGCUGACCCAGCUGCUUAUGGGAUUUAUAUAGUUGACAGGAGGUUUCGCUCUCCUGAUGAGUCGUGCAACCAGCUGACUCAGUUCCUGUAUGGAUUUUGCCAGCAGUCACGACGCCAGAGAAUUAUCCAGAGAAAUCGAACUGAAAGACUCUCAGACCUGCUGGACUGGAGAUACUUAGGCAGGUACUACAUGCAUGCAAGACACCUGGCUCUCAGCAGAGCUUUCCCUGAAAAAUUUGAGAUGGAACCAAGUGCUCCUCCCAAGACGGAAGGUUUCAGGUACCCCAGGCCCUCGUCAGUCCCACCAUCCCCUUCUGUCUCCCAGCCUUCCAGCCCUCAUCAAAGUGAUGAGGAAGAUGAAGAUGAGGAUGAAAGAUAUGAUGAGGAUGAAGAGGCUGAAAGGGACAAGCAAAAUAUAAAGGCACCCUUUUCCCUUGGAAUAAUGCCACCAGGAAAGAAGCAGCAGCAUGGAGAAUAUAGGAACUGAAUGCCAUUGUUGUCAUGCCUGAUGAUGUUUCAGCUCCUGAACAGUGCAUUCAUGUAGGUUGGUCAAGCUACAGAUUGAGGACAGUGCUAUGAGGUUAGGAAAUUUGAAACAAACAUUACCUUACAAGUAGUUUAAAUUGUAAUUCUCCUCCCUUCCUUGGAGGUAGAAGAGAUUGUUAAAAUGUAUUAAACCUGGAUAAUAUUA